Dipodomys ordii (Ord's kangaroo rat) is the source of this 2682-nucleotide messenger RNA. Its product is annotated as ras-related protein Rab-44-like. Bases 64 to 2682 code for a protein of 872 amino acids. NCBI's taxonomy places the organism in Eukaryota, Metazoa, Chordata, Mammalia, Rodentia, Heteromyidae. Gene Ontology annotation, molecular function: GTPase activity; GTP binding. The record is from RefSeq and is a predicted model, not a curated record. The transcript has 13 exons.
UCCCUGAGACCAGGAGCACAGCGCAGGGCUGCGCCCCGGACCCCCAGAGCGGUCCAAGGCCCCAUGGAGAGUGCACGGAGAUCAGGCCGAAGGGGCCGGAAGCUGGGCUCCAGCCGCCGGUGGCAGAUGAGAGAGCCAGCGGAAGGCCAGGAGGCCCCCGGGACCCCCGAGCUCUGGUCCCCACGGGCCACGGCGGAGCUGCAGGCCUUCUUCCAGCACUGCGGUGCCCAGCAGAGGAGCUUUGUCACCCGGGAGGACCUGGCGGAGGCCAAGUUCAGCUUCCUGGGUGGCGAGGAGCCCCGGAUGAUUUUCGACUGGGUGGACACGGAGGGGAAAGGCCGCCUCUCCCUGGAAGAAUUCGGCUCUGGGCUCCGAAACAUCUUUGGCUCCGACCUGAGUCCCCACAAGCUCCAAAGAAGACCCCCGCCCUCUCAGCGGGGGGCUGGAUCCCCUGGCUUCCCAGAGCUGGAGGAGGCUGAGCCCCAGGACAAGGAGGCAUUCGUGGGCCUCGUGGGGCAGCUGGGCGCUGACCACUUCCUUCCUGAGCAGGCCGAGAUCUGGCCGCUGUGGGGGGAGCUGCGGCGGGGGGAGCCCCAGCUGGCCCACACCCUGGAGGGCCUCCUGGCCAAGAUGAGCCUCCACCUGCAGGAGGCCCAGGCGGACAGGGAGGCCCUGGAGCGGUCACUGAGGACGCGGGGCUUUGACCACCAUCGAGAGGUCCAGCAGCUGCACCAGGAGAUGGAGCAGCAGAUUGCCAGGGAGAAGCAGCAGCUCCAGGCUCAGAGCGAUACCCGGGGCCUGGAUCUCAGCGCCCACAUGCAGGCCGUGCUGGAGGCCAAGGAGCGAGAGCUGCAGCGGCUGGCAGAAGGCCAGAGGGAGCUGGAGGCCCAGGUGCAACACCUCAGCCACACCCAGCAGGAGGCCAUGUUGGAGAAACAGCAGCUUCAGGAGGCUGAGCAGGACCUGGCAGGGCAGUUGGAGGCAGUGCGGGGACAGCUGCUGGUGACCAGGGGACAGCUGGACGCAGCCAGAGGCCGAGAGUCUUGGCAGGAGGAGGAGGAACACAGCCUCCCCAGGCCCCACGAGCAGCCCUCAGUGCCUCAGGCGGCCUUCCCUGAGGAGGCCCCCCUGCCUGGGCUAUUUGGGGACAACGAUGAUUGGAACCAGCUCCUGAGCACCUUCAGCAGCACCCCACACAGGGCCCCUCAACUCUCCUGGAGCCCGUCCCCAACCCGGAGAGCCACCUCUGGCCCCCAGACGCCCCGUGUGGUCAGGCAGAUCUCCAUCUCGGAGCUGGGUGCUCUGCCGUCUGGUCAGGAGCUAGCUUCAGAGCCAGACGCGGAUCUAAGAAACCUCCCGGGGGUGCCGCCUGGCACCCAGGAUGAGGAAGGAGUGGACCUUGCAGGGAAGGCCAGCCCAGCUCAGCCCCAUGGCCUGGGACCCAGUGAGGAGGAGCCAGGCCCCAGGCCCGAGCCCCACCUCCCCGGGGGGCUCCUAGAAGCCCCAGCUGGGAAGCCAGGGAGCUUGGUGGCAGCUGGAUUCAAGGUGCUCACUCCCUGGGGGGAUGGGUCCCCUCCCCCGCCCUCUCCCCAGGCUCUGGCUGCGGCCGGGCAGGAGGACGCCUUCUAUCAAGACCUGCCAGGCCCAGGGGCACAAGGGCUCAUGGGCCUCCCAGAGGGACCAGCUGAGCCUUCAAAGGGCCUGGGGUCUGUGGGUCAGACUCCUAGAGAGGGGCAGGUGCCGAGCGAGCCCAGCCUGGUGGGGCAGGAAGGCGGUGCUGGGGCCCUGGGAGAAGCCGGCAGCGGGGUCCUCCCCAUCCAGGGCCUGGAAGAGGAGCCCGGCGGGGAGGAAGGAAAGCCAGGGGACCCAGGCAGGCCGGGCAUGGCCUCAGAGCAGGCCGCCCAAUCCCUGGAAAUGGGGCCUCCAGGAUCCCCCCAGAAAGCUGCUCCGCCUGGGCCUUCUUCAGCUGAUGCACCACAGGCUCCAGGAGAGGCAGAAGCAGGACCCCAGGAGCUUGCGCAAAGCCCCUCCACCCCGGCUGAGUUGGAAUCCCACCCGGGACCCCCACCCCUGCCUGCUCAGUCAGACAGAGAACCCAGGGAGCCAGGGGCAGAGGGCAGGCCGGAAGACCCCAGGAUGGACUUGGGGGAGGCCGGGCUGACCACCUUCCCGGGGGACCAGCCGGCUGGUCCCCAGGCUGACCCUGACCACCUCUUCCACGUCAUCUUCGUGGGGGACUCCAACGUAGGCAAGACUUCCUUCCUGCACCUGCUGCACGAGAACUCCUUCGCGGCCGGGCUGUCGGCCACCGUGGGAGUGGAUUUUCGGGUGAAGAACCUGCGGGUGGACAACCAGCUCUUUGCCCUGCAGCUCUGGGACACGGCUGGUCAGGAGAGGUACCACAGCGUGACUCGGCAGCUGCUCCGCAAGGCCGAGGGCGUGGUGCUCAUGUACGACGUCACCUCCCACCAGAGCUUCGCCCACGUGCGCUACUGGCUGGACUGUCUGCAGGAGGCAGGGGCGGACGGUGCCGUCAUCCUUCUGCUAGGAAACAAGAUGGACUGCGAGGAUGGGCGACAAGUGUCUACUGAGGCCGGGCGUCAGCUGGCCCAGGAAGGAAAAGAUUCUAAAUGCUUCACUGAAGAUUCCCAGCCAAGCCAGGUGCCGGGGGCUCUCACUUAG